UUUUACUUAUCUCAAAUAUUAUUAAUUAAGUAUGUGUAACUUAUAAGAACAUAAAUACAUUUUAAUCAUUUUUAAUUUAUAUGAAAAAUGUUAGAGCGAUUAAUUGUGAUGUAUGGUGUAGUAUCUGUGGGGCAGAGGAGGAAGCCACAAAUCAUGUCCUCUUCAAAUGUCCAGCAUCAUUACAAACUUAGGCUUUAUACAGGGUUCCUUCUCAUCCAGGAAAGUUUUCGUCCUCUUUGAUUUUCACUAGCUUAGACUAUCUUUUUUUGGAGGCUUCCGAAAGACGAUGAUUUCAGCUAUUUUUCAUGGAUCAUGUGGUAUAUAUGGAAGAAUAUAAACAACAAAAUUUAUAAGAAUAAGAACGAGAAUCCGCAGGAAAUUCUACGCAUAACUGAAGUAGAAGGUGCACUUUGGGCUGAGAUGCAGUUAUCAGUGAAUGAACAUCAUGGGGACGUCCAGCCGGUUCUUGAUUGGCAAUCUAUGGGGCAUACCAUAGUCUGUUAUGUCCACGGCACAUGGAGGGAGCAAUAUGUUUUUACCGGUCAAGGAUGGUUAUGUCGAACGAUCGAUUCAGAUGAUGUGAUGAUGGGAGCGAUGAAUCUCCGACGAAGCCCAUCACCUUUACCUUCAACAUGUAAAGCUCUGAUUUUGGUAAUUGAAUGCAUGAAGACCUUCCAAAAUAUCUGAUGAACUUUUUUGCGAUGGAUUAUUCUCAAUUGGUAAAGAUCGCGUUGAUACCUAAAGAAUAUCCAACUUUUUCUACACAUAUGGAAGAAUUUCGACGCAGUAAAACUUUGUUCCCUAACUUCAAAAUCAGACAUAUUCCAAGAGUAUAAAACACAAUGGCGUACAAGCUUUCAAGUGGUGCUAAUAAUUCUCCUUCAGUUAUAUUUACGUCGGUUCUUCACUUUUGGUUUGGCUUUAUUAACUAACAGGUUAGUUUAUCUUUUGUUAUAAAACAAAAUACUAAUAUAAGACUUUCAUUCAUUUACUAGCAUUAACUUAUUGACUUAAACUAUAGUAAAUAUAAUGGCCUUGAAUUCAUUUAAACAAACUAUACACGACAUAUACCUUUUGUUACCAAAAGAAAAAAAAAGAGUAAGAAAAGAGAACCAACCAUAAGUGUUUCAAGAAUGACAAAGUUUUCGUUGACUAUACGUCCUUGCCGGUAGUUUAGGUUCAAGCAAAUGGCGGUAAUCCCGUUGAUUAUGUCGAUGUCAUGAGAGAAGCAUACACUAACAAGAAGACGGGCGAAAUUCAGGAUCCCCUCAUGAGAGAUGUCAUAGACUUGGUGCAAACCAAAAAUAAAACAGAAUUCCUAGCUUCUCAGCCAAUCUCUGAUGACGAUUCUACGGCAGCUUCUCAGCCAAUCUCUGAUGACGAUUCGUAUGAUAUUAUUUUUAAUUUCAAUUUUUAUGGAUUUAUAAAACAUAUUUCUAAAAUACACAUUUAUUUAAAGAUAAAAUAAAUAAAGUAUUUGAAAUUGAAAAAUAAUAAAGGAUUCAGACAAAACAGGUUCCGUCGGAAAUUUCCGACGAACAGUGGCCGUCGGAAAUUUUCCACGGACUCCCACGGAUGUAUGUCUCUCGGAAAUUCCGACGGAGUCAAGUAUCAUCGGAAUAUCGGAAUAACACAUCGUCGGAAUUUCUUCAGAAAUUUUUUCUGUUGCCCGCCUCUGUCAGAAAUUUAUUCCGACAAAUUGCAGACGAAAUCCUUCCGAUGAAACAUAUUGGCGGAAUAUCCGUCUGAAUUCUAUCCGUCGGUACUGGUCGGGCUUUCGUCGAAAUUUGUGACGAAUUUCCGACGAACAUUUUUUUCCGACAUAAUAAUUCCGCCGACUAUUUUCGUCGGAAUUUUGUCGAAAUAGCCUGACGAAGUUCCUACGAAAUUGGCCGUCGGAUUUCACAUGUUUUCUUGCAGUGAUGGUGGUGAUAAAGAUUAAUUAAUUUGUCACAACUAAUUUGUUCAAAAGCAUAUAUAAAGGUAGAAUAUGUUGUUGAUACUUGAAAAAAUUACUGCUAAUAAAAAGGCGUUAAUGAGUCACACCCACUUAAUUUAAGAAAAAUCAAAAGAAACCGAAACGAAGUUUGCAGGUUAAGGUUUAUAGUGGAUUUCUAUCGCAUGCAACGAUAGUAGGGUUCAUGGGAGGAGCAGGGAUGGUGGUGAGUCGUCAACAGCUUAAGGAUAUUUUCGGACUUAAACGUUUGACAGAGGCCACUGAUGUUAUCUCCAUCGUGCGUGCAGUCUUCUUCCAAACUCACCAGGUGUUUCUCUGUAAUGACCUUCAUAUAAAAAAAAAAAAAAAAAACCACAUGAUAGUCACAAGCAGUGUGCUUGCUUGCUUAAUUAAUUAAAAUUAAAUUAUGUGGCUGGGAGAGAUUUCUUCAAAGGAAGGAAUUAGUGAGCUGCUUAGUUGAUGAUUAUGAAUCAAGUUGCCAGCUGUCAUAUGUUCACCAAGUUUGGAGUAACUCAAGACACUUAGCUUGACAUCAAAUGAUUACUCUUCCUUUCCCCUCUCUCCUUGUCGUGAACAAACUGAUCAGAGAAAGAAAAAAAAAAUUGCAGAGAGAAAACAGAAAGAGAAGAGAAAAAGUGAAGGAAAAAAAAUCAUAGGAAAAAUCAGAGAAAAUAGACAAGACCUUGGAAGACUUUCUUUCAUCCUCUAUUUCAGUUCCUUGCUGUAUAGAAUAUCAGAAGUUCAGUAGCAGGUUCAGUGUAAGGGGGAGGAUCAAGUGAGUUCUUCUGUCCAUCAGUUGUUGUGCUGCUUGCUGGUCUUGCUGACUCACUCCAGUUCGUCCUUGUACCUGUGUACUCCCUUGGUUCCUUUCAGCCUGUUCGAGAUCAGUUCCAAGCUUUCUUAAAUUUCGGUUUCAAGACUUAUUUUAAGGUAACCAUUAGGCGGGAGACACUUUUCUCUUUUGGACUAGAAGGAACGGCGUAAUCAGCGGUAGUUUUUGUUGUCCUUGCAACGAACCUUUUGAUGUAUAUUUACUGUAAACGUUGUUGGGCGAUAGGCCGUAGGAUAAAACUAUAACGGUUUGUAAAAGGUUUAAAGUAAAUAAAUAAGGUAUAAAGUAUGUUUUAUAAACUACUAGUUCUCACAUGAUAUUAGUCCUUGUCCGGGACAAACCAACUAUCGAGUAUUGCUUGUCGGGUUGAAAAGCCUAAAGUGAUAUCCGAUAGGAGCGUCGGUGUUCUCAGUUUGUUGAUCUAAGGUGAUCGGAAUUAUUCAGGGAACCUCGGAUCGACCUUCGGAGAACAACGACGGUGUCAUUUCCGGUCAUCUAUGAUCGGGGGUGCCACAUUCUCAUUUCCGUUAUUCUUUUAAUUAAAUUAUUCACUAGUACAUCAAAAAUCUCAUUCCCAAUGUCGAUGAUUAUUCUUUUAAUUAAAGUAAUAAUUGUAUUUUGACAAUAAACAUGUGUUUAUUUGUUGUGUAGUGGAGAUGGGAGAGUGGCGUUCUCGGUUGUGUUUUCCUUUUUUUCCUUCUUUCCACUAGAUAUUUCGUAAGUAUUCUCAUUCUACCUUUUAUCCAUGAAAAAUGUUUCCCAGCUAAUAUGGUGAAAUCCAUUCAAUGUAUGAGAAUGUGUCAACAAUUAUACGAAGUUUAUGUUAAUACAUACCACAUGUACGAAGUAAAUAAUUAUAUGAUGGAAACAUCACAAUUCAGUUUAAUUGAUUUUAAGCUAAGUUAAUGAGGUCAAUCCGUAAUAUAAGAAAGUUAAUUAUGAUUUACAAAAUUUGACCCGACCCAGCUCCUUUACCCGACCAAUUGUGGAUUUAAGUCUCAUGUUUGGAUCCCCAAUUUUCGAAAUUAGGGUUCAUAACAACAAAAAAUCGAUUUCAAACAUAUAUAUAUAUAGAGAGAGAGAGAGCGAUGGAAUUGAAUAGAGGAUCCAACAUUAAGCGAAGGGGCAAGGCAAGUGAAGUCAAUGUGCUUUGUUUUUGUGGGUUACCGCCAAUUAUAUCUUAAGCAUGGACAUACAAAAUCCCACUCUGUUUUAUCUAGUUAAGGGUUCGCAGGACUCUCACUCUGUCUCUAGUGGCGACUCCUUCCCUUUCUCGCAAUUUCUCACCUCUGUUUCUCCCAAAUCGAUUUCCGUUAUGAACCCUAAAAUUUUCAAUUGGGGCAAAAUCAAGAACAAGGGCCGGGUUAAGGAAAAUGAAGAAAUCGGGUUUUAAUAAUUUGGGUUGGGUCGGAGUUAGUUAAAUUGGGGUUAAGUUUAAUAAUUAUGAAUUGACUUCAUUAACUUAAAUUUAAAUCAAUUAAACUCAAUUAUGAUGUUGCCACCAUAUAAUCAUUUAUUUCAUACAUGUGGCAUAUAUUAACAUAAACUUUGUGUAGUUAUUGAUAAAUUUUCAUACAUUGAAUGGUUUUCACCAUAUUAAGGUAAACCUCGUUUAGGUGAGAAACGUUUUUCCUUUUAUCAAAAUAUUAGUAACUCCAAAAAAAAAAUUAAAUUAUAAGUUUUUAGAACCUAUUAGUAACUCUAAAAUACAAAAGUCAUCAUGUAAGAGAAAGUUAAUGUUUUUACUAACAUAAAAAAAAAUAUAUAUACAUAUAUAUAAUUGACUAACUAUAAUUUUUUUUUUCUUUUAGAAACUUAUAUGGUUUCUUAUUGUUGGAGUUCCUCUUAACUUUACACACGGCAGAUCUUAAUAAAAACACGUUAUAGUAAAAAAAAAACGUUCCCACAAGGUCAUAAUCUAUAGUUUAUCAAUCUUUUACUUACAGAUAAUAUAUAAGAAAAAACGUUCAUAAUCAAUGUGUGUGUGUGUCUUUAUUUUUCUUUUCUGACACCACAUAUCUAGCUAAAAUGAUGAUACAGAGCACGAAGAAACCAAAAUUCUUCUGGGUGGCGGCGAUGGCUCCUUUGACCUCAGUGAUUCUUGGAAGCCUCUUGGUUUACCUCACUCACGCUGAGCGACAUGGUGUUCAAGUGGUAUUUUUCAGUCUCUUUAUUUUACAAUGACAACCCCACAAAAAUAAUCUAUUAAGAGAAAGUAUAUACGUACAUCUCACUGAAAAUCUACAAACUUAAUAUAUAUAUUCAACGGAAAUCUGAAAAAAAGAAAGGUAGGUAGAACAUUGUGGUUAGAAAAGAUACAACAUGCAAGAAAUUUUAGUUUAUAAAUAGAUUGUGGGAAAAGAAGUGAGAUCAUGAGCAUUUUUGGCCUUUUUAAUAUUGUCCGAAAUGGAGAGGAAUUAUAGUAAAAGAAGGUGUGUGAUUGUGCAGAUAGGGAACCUUAAGAAAGGGCUGAAUCCACUGUCCAUUUCUGAUCUGAGAUCUCGUCUUUACUUCGCCUUACAUGCCGACAGCUCUCAAAACUGGCCUCAUUACUGGGAUCAUAGCUCUCGCUGUAAGUUUAAUACCAAACAUUCUUUUGUUCAUUCGGGAGAAAACGCAAUAAUCAGGGUUUGAACAAUCCAUGCCUGCAUAACGUCUCCUCCAAAAAACAUGCACUUAUACAAAUCAUAAUAAGCAGUUUUUAAGGUUGAAUCAUGAAAAAAAAAAAAUCAAAAUUUAAGUAAAAUUCAUGUCUAAAUGUAGGAAGGGGUAGUAGCUGUAUUAGAGUUAUAACCGGUUAUUGAUAUCUGGUUUAGACUGGUUUAGUUUCCUUUAGCUUAAACCAGCUAUAUAUAUACAAACACUUGUACAGUUACAUGAUUGAGCUGAAUAAUAUACAGUUUUAUAUUUUCUAACAAACUUUCUUCAUCGUCUUCUUCUCUUCAUCAUCUCAUCGAUUCAUCACCUUCAUAUCUUCUAAUAUGGUAUCAGAGACUUUCUGAUCUUCGUUCUUCCGCUUCAUCUCUUCCGAUUAUCAGCUCCGUUUUCGCUUCAUUCCGCCGAUCAUGAGUGUUUUCAUACAUCCUCUGCUCGUCGAACUUCUUGAGCUUCUUUCUACUUUCAUCGUCGCCGUCUACGAGCUUAUUCUUCUCGUUCUCUUUCUCGUUUCUCAUUGAACCGAGUGUUCUUGCUUACGACUGGAUCGAUAUUUUCUUGAUUGGAUUUCGCUAUGGCUUCUCCAGAUCUGGAAUCGAUUCCGCCGCCUUCUUCUUCGAUUCCGGCUCGCUCGAGCUCGAUUCCGUCAUUAUCUAAUCCAAAUUCCAAUCCUCUGUACGUUCACAAUGCGGAUCAUGCCGGUAUCUCUCUUGUCUCUGAAAAACUUACUGGCCUUGGGAACUUUAAUAGCUGGCGUCGCUCGAUGUUACUAGCUUUAGGUGCUCGCAAUAAGGCCGUCUUUGUUACGGGACUCUAUCCGGAUUUAGAUGAGAGUCAUCCUGAUUUUGGUUCUUGGUCGAGAUGCAACAACAUUGUAUGCACGUGGAUAGUGAAUGCCGUUGAUAAGUCCAUUGCUAAGAGUAUCAUGUAUCUUGAUACUGCUCGCCAAAUGUGGCAAGAUAUUCACGACCAGUUCAAACAGAGUGAUGGCCCUCGUACUGCUGAGAUCAAACAACAGAUAUAUGCGGAGACUCAAGGUUCACAGAGCGUCAGUGAGUAUUAUACACGUCUCAAACAGCUUUGGGAGGAGCUUAAGAAUCAUGAGGAUCCGUACACAUGUUGCUGUGGACAUUUGGAUUGUGCUAGUCAUAAGCAGCUUGCCACAAAGGAUGAACAAGAUCGUGUUCUGAAGUUUCUAAUGGGUCUUAAUGACAGCUUCACUGCUACAAGAGGGCAGAUUCUGAUGAUGGAGCCGAAACCACUUCUUGCAAAAGUGUUUAACAUUGUCUCUCAAGAAGAACGUCAACGGUCUAUGAAGUCUACAAGUGGUGUGGCGUUUCAGGCUUCUCAAAUGACUUCUUCUCCGGACUCAGUGGUUGCGGCUUAUGCUGGUGGCUAUAAUAAACAGAGGCCUCGUCCCAUCUGCUCUCACUGUGGUCUUGCAGGACACACGGUAAACCGAUGCUAUAAGCUCCAUGGUUAUCCUCAAGGCUACAAGGCUUCGAACUCCAGCUAUAAGGGACAGAAUCAAUCACAGCCCAAACCUACUGGUGGUUCUCAACAAUGGAACAAGAACACGAACGUGGCUAAUAUGGUUGCUCAGGAUCUUGGGAGUAUCUCUAUGCAUGAUCAACAGGGAACUCACUUGGAGACAGUGACGACAGAACAAGUUCAGCAUCUUCUAAGUGUUCUCAAAGCUAAUUCUAACAGCAAGGAGAACAAUCAUUCUCAGAUUUCAGGGAGCACAAUUUAACUUGCAGAUGGCUCAGUCUCUACUAUCAAACCUCAACCACAUCUUGUUCCCAUUUCGUCUUCUCACCCUUCUUCUUCUGGUACUCUCCUAAAUGACUCAAACUUUAUCUUUUCUGCGGGAAUCAAAGACAGCCUUACUUUUAUGCAUGAUUCUUGGGUCAUAGAUACAGGAGCUAGUUGUCACGUGUGUUCUAACUUGAAAAUGUUUUCUCAAACGCAAACAAUUACUAACACCACUGUGACUUUACCUGAUGGAACACGGAUUGCGGUAACAACUUCUGGAACUAUUGUCUUGACUGACAACUUGAUUUUAAAUCCGGUGCUUUAUGUUCCUAAUUUUCAUUUCAAUCUUCUAAGCAUCAGUGCAUUAACUAAAAACACUUCUAUCUCGGUUCUUUUCUCUUCUAGUUCAUGUCACAUUUUGUCUUACAAUCCUCUUGAAUUUCUUCAGGAGCAUACUCCGGAUUACAUGAUUGGGAAGGGUAACCUUCUCGACAAUCUCUAUAUCCUGGAUCCAUGUGCUCCUGCUUCUUCUGUUUUACCUCAAGAUCAUCACGUUUCUCAAAUUUCAUUUGAAGUAUGGCAUCAAAGAUUGGGACAUCCUUCGCAGAAUAAAAUUCAUAUUCUUUCAAAGAGUUUAGAGGUUUUCAAAAACAAGAUAGGCCAUGAUCAUUUGUGUAAAAUUUGUCCUUUGGCUAAACAGAAACGCUUGUCAUUUUCUUCUUCUAAUAAAAUGUCUGCUUUACCAUUUGACUUGUUACAUUUAGACAUUUGGGGUCCUUUUCGUGUUCCAACUAUUGAUGGAUAUAGAUAUUUCUUAACAAUAGUAGAUGAUUGCUCACGAGUUACAUGGGUGUAUCUCUUGAAAGAUAAAAGCUCGGUUGCUACGGUUUUCCCAGAAUUUUUAACUUUCAUUGAAACACAAUUUCAAACUUCUGUGAAAGCCAUUAGAACCGAUAAUGCU
This is a messenger RNA of Brassica napus (rape), 8160 nucleotides long. RefSeq lists its product as uncharacterized. The transcript has 4 exons. NCBI's taxonomy places the organism in Eukaryota, Viridiplantae, Streptophyta, Magnoliopsida, Brassicales, Brassicaceae. The record is from RefSeq and is a predicted model, not a curated record. Bases 6019 to 7197 code for a protein of 392 amino acids.